AUGGGUGUUUCCAAAAGAUUUUUUACAUGUGGUACAACUUGUGGUAGUGUACACCCACAUGUAGAUUUAAAAGCUAAGGAAGUGAAUAGCAAACCACUUGAGGAUGUUGAAACAGAACUAGUGCCAAAAGAAGUAAACAGCAACAAAUCCACAGAGGAUCUUGAAAUAAAUCUAGCGCCAAGGGAAGUGAGCAGCAAACACUCAGAGGAUCUUCAAGCAAAACUUGGCCCAAAGGAAGUGAGUAGCAAGUCCCCAGAGGAUCUUGAAGCAAAACUUGGGCCAAAGGAAGUGAACUGCAAAUCCCCAGAGGAUGUUGAAACAAAACCAGGGCCAAAGGAAGUAGGCAGCAAACCCCUAGAGGGUCUUGGAACAAAAGUAGGGCCAGACAAAACGAGCAGCAAACUCUCAGAGGAUCUUGAAGCAAAAUUUGGGCCAAAUGAAGUGAGUAGCAAACCUGCAGAAGAUCUUGAAGCAAAACUAGGGCCAAAAGAAGUGAAUAGCGAACCCCCUAUGGAUCUUGAUGCUAAACUAGGGCCAACGGAAGUUAGCAGCAAGCCCCGACAGGAUGUUGAAGCAAAAAUAGGGCCAAAUGAAGUGAUCAGCAAACACUCGAAGGAUUUUGAAGCAAAACCAGGGCCAAUGGAAGUCAGCAGCAAAGACUCUAAGGAUCUUGAAACAGAACUGACGACAACGGAAGUGAGCAGCAAACCGAACGAUAGUAAAGAGAGGAGGGAAACCUUGAUUUCGAAAAAUGUAUUGGAGGAAGCUGAAACAUAAACUCAAACCUGUCAAGUAUCCAGUUUUAUCAGACCUGAUUCACAAAUUAAAGAGUUCUUGCCUUACCAGAAAUUGACAGCAUCUGUAACUGUUCUCCACUGCCAAUCAGGCAGUGUGAUUUUUAUAUACUCUUAGAUCAGCUUAUUUUGUGCCCUGUUCUUUAUUCCUUGUU
This is a messenger RNA of Prunus avium (sweet cherry), 949 nucleotides long. The record is from RefSeq and is a predicted model, not a curated record. NCBI's taxonomy places the organism in Eukaryota, Viridiplantae, Streptophyta, Magnoliopsida, Rosales, Rosaceae.